UUGCUGCCAUCGAUGGAGCAAUAUGGACCAUUCGUUUAAUUUUUCAUCAAUUAUUACAGUGUUGCUAAAAAUGACCACAUAUGUUGCUUUCUAGAUAUUUCAUAACUGGAAAGAUUAGAUCAAGGAUUCGAUGCAUGCACUGAAAUCAAAACACGUGUCUCUAGAUUGUUCAAAACACAUCUCACGGUACGCCACUUGCUAAAGAAUUGAUCAACAGUUGCCCUCUUGAAAUAGAUUAUAUUUUAACGAUAUUAAAAGAGCCUUUUAGUUGCAAGUGAUUGACAAAAGUGAAGUGCAAUGGCAGGCCUAAGUUGAAUCAGCUGAUCCACAAACCGAGGAAUGAAGUAAUGGUUCCGAAUUUGGUGGCCUCCUUACAACUAUCACAAGCCUGGAACUUCGUCCUUAAACCCCAUGGAUCUCAACCACCUCGUGUUUUCUCUCCUGUGCGCAAUGCUUUACUCAGGCAGAGCAUUCGGUGACUUAGAAGAAGAGAAAACCCAACUCAGAGAAAAAAUGACAGGCCUACUCAAAAAAAUGUCAAACGGGUCCCGCUCGUUUGAGUCAGAUAUGGCUAUAUUUAAGUUAAUCAAUCUACCUAAUUUAAUUAGGAUGCGUAGAAGCAUCGGCGUGUACUUAAAUACAGAACUAGAGCCCCACACAGAGAAAUUAAUAGCGAACAUCCUCAGUAGUGGAAAACGAUGCUAUAUACCGAGGCGGAACGGAACUGGUAUGGACAUGGUCAUUCUGCGCUCUAUGGAAGAGUAUGCGGAGUUGAAAGUGAAUGAGCUAGGUUUCAAAGAGCCUGAUCCUCAUGAAUUUCGAGAAAAUGCUCUCUCUGAUGGUGGUGUAGACGUUCUAAUUAUGCCAGGUUUGGCUUUUACCUUAAAUGGGAAAAGGUUGGGACGUGGUAGAGGUAUGUACGAAAAGUAUCUUGAGAGCAUUCGACCGAGGUUCAACCCAACUCUCAUUGGCUUGGCAUUCGAGGUCCAGAUCCUGAGAGAGAUUCCCCAUGACGAGCAUGACAUCAAACUUGAUACAGUGGUGCAUUCUAAGUACAGAGGAAGCGCCAUGUUCUGAUAGCUACAACUUGAAUAAAGCGAAUAGGUGCAUGAAGCAUUUUAAUUUGUGCUUUAAAAUCGAGAAAAAUAUUUUUCCUAGCAUUAAGUAGCUGACUGUUGGCAGAAUGAGAGAUUUGUGAUCUUAAGCACAGUUAUCACAACUUCUGAAUGAAAACUGCCAAAGGUUUCCAAUUAUUUGAGAUUUUAUAAUUAAUUAUUUUGUAUUUAUCUUGUGGCGUGGAAACCGUGCCUUGCCGCUUACACCUUUUGCGAACUUUAGGCUAUUGAAAAUAUAAAGGGAGGUCAGAGUCAACAGUCUAUGCCUGAAAUACCUAGGGCGGCAGUGAGCAUUCCAAGGCAUAUUAAACAUAAUACUGAUAUGAUGAUACUAACUCGAGUUAUUUAGGUAUUCUUGAUGAUAGAAGUCUUCAACGCGAUGGGAUUUUCACAUGUUGCAGUAUUGUGCAAAAAUAGUCUACUCACGUCAAAACUUCGAGAAAAUUUUUUCAUCUACCUCAGGCUAUAUAAGACAUGAUUUUUCAUCAGGCACAUUGUAAAUAUCUCUAAGGCAGAAAAUUUCCUCUGAACUGGUUUUUAAAGUUCAACCCUAAAAUCUAACAUGGUAAUAUUUCAAAACAAA
Messenger RNA from Bemisia tabaci, 1698 nucleotides. Its product is annotated as 5-formyltetrahydrofolate cyclo-ligase. Gene Ontology annotation, molecular function: 5-formyltetrahydrofolate cyclo-ligase activity. The record is from RefSeq and is a predicted model, not a curated record. NCBI's taxonomy places the organism in Eukaryota, Metazoa, Arthropoda, Insecta, Hemiptera, Aleyrodidae. Gene Ontology annotation, cellular component: mitochondrion. Gene Ontology annotation, biological process: tetrahydrofolate interconversion; folic acid-containing compound biosynthetic process.